AUUUUCAAUUUUCAUUAAAGUUGAAAGGUCAUGUCCUGUAGCCACGAGUCCUAUGUUUUCUAUAAAUUGUCAGGUAUUAUAAGAUUUGGGCCACACACGGGGAUAUUCACUGAGAAGGUUCAGUUUCUGUUGUGUUGCGAUCUUACAGUCAAGAAUGACCCUAGUUGUGCACUUGUUCGUGUGUUUAGCUGCCCUGGCGUGCCUCGGCCAUGCAUUGGGCGCAGAGGACAACUCAGAGGAGAUCGAUGGUCAUGUUCAAGAAAUGAUUCAUAGUAUACGCUGGGCCGCUAAAAGAGCGACUGACGGGGACGUCAGGAACGUCAAAUACGCCAAACGUGAUCGGCAGCUGCUCGGUUUUGGGGGCCGAUGUGGGGUUAUAAACGAAUGGUGUUCUGCCUGGGCCACCCACUGUUGUGAACCAUUCAUUUGCAGGUAUAAGAGUUGGACUCAUGUUUUCUCCAGGACUGGGGGACGCUGCGCCUAGAAACUGACGUCAACUUAAUAAAGAUUCAGAUAGACAAUUACAAAGUGAAUACAAUUGUGUCUGUUAUUUUAUACCAAUAAAAUUGCUUAAACAGCAAUAAUAACUCAGUA
Messenger RNA from Haliotis rubra (blacklip abalone), 594 nucleotides. RefSeq lists its product as uncharacterized. The record is from RefSeq and is a predicted model, not a curated record. The coding region runs from base 155 to 484 and encodes 109 amino acids. Lineage: Eukaryota; Metazoa; Mollusca; Gastropoda; Lepetellida; Haliotidae. The transcript is spliced from 3 exons.